UUACACACCAGCGCCCACCCCAACCAUCGUGAGUCGACCCACACACGAACCACGCUCGCUGGGGGAAGGAGAAGGGGGGAAAAAGAAGGGGAGAGGGAGAAAGAGAACGGAAAAGUUAGGGGGGGAGAGAGACGACCCUGCGGCCGCGACGUCAAACUCGAAGCACGUCGGGGGGAGGCGCGCGGGGGAAGUAAAUGUACCAGGCGAUCCCCUACAGCAGCGCCCGGCCGUGGCUCAUGCCGGCGGCCGAGGCGGGCGCCGUCUCCGUGAAGCCGGAGCCGCCGGCGGCGGCGACCCCCGGCGCGGAGGAGCCCGCCCGGCCCGACGACGCCGCGGCGGGGGACGACGGCGGCCGGGCGGAGGUCGAGAGGGCCGUGGCCGAGAGCCCGGUGCUGGUGGUGGGGCGGCGCGGGUGCUGCCUGAGCCACGUCGUGAAGCGGCUGCUGCAGGGGCUCGGGGUGAACCCGGCCGUGCACGAGGUCGCCGACGAGGCCGCGCUCGCCGGGGUCGCCCCGGCCGGCGGCGCCGAGGCCGCCGCGCUGCCCGCGGUGUUCGUCGGCGGGAAGCUCCUGGGCGGGCUGGACCGGCUCAUGGCCGUCCACAUCUCCGGCGAGCUCGUGCCCAUCCUCAAGAAGGCCGGCGCCCUCUGGCUCUAAUUUAUUCAACCAGGCGCGUGUUUCUUUCUGCCUUCCAGUUUCACACAGAAAAAAGGCCGCCGUUGGAUCGAGUAUUAAACCUCACACCGCGGCGGAUGAUGAAGCGCUGCGCUAGGACUUUGUUCGAUUUUCUUGAUUUAGGGGGGAAGCAAGAAAGCAAAUGAUAAUUCCUAAUUUACAUAAUUUUAUCCAGUAAUAGCUUGUUUGGUAGCGUGUGUGAUGCGUGCUCGCUUCUUCCAUCCAUCAUGUGAAUACGGAAGGGAAGACGAGCGAGGCGGAGAGAGAGGGACAUUUGCCGCAUCUGUACAGUCGUUUCCGUUUCAGAUUUUAAUGAAGAUGAGCUGUCCGGUUUCCCAUUUC
Messenger RNA from Panicum virgatum (switchgrass), 1016 nucleotides. RefSeq names its product monothiol glutaredoxin-S5-like. The record is from RefSeq and is a predicted model, not a curated record. NCBI's taxonomy places the organism in Eukaryota, Viridiplantae, Streptophyta, Magnoliopsida, Poales, Poaceae. The coding region runs from base 195 to 656 and encodes 153 amino acids. The transcript has a single exon.